AAACAUGACCAUAAGAAUCUAAUUAUACCUAUAGGUAAUUAAGUUAAUGUCUCACAUGGAAGCAACCACUGUCUUCUCAGAAAACCGAGACUGAUUGUAUCUGUUGUGGGGACCAAGAAGGACUUCUGAUGGCACACCUCCUAUGUUUGCCUCACACACACGGAGAGAGAGAGAGAGAGAUUUUGCCCCACAUCUUUGUUGCUAUAACUACCUUGUGUUACGGCAGUCGGUGAUGAAGCCGUCUGCAGGCGACAAACCACGGAUCCACUACUGAUGCGCUCCACGUAGUUUUCCCCACACAAAUUUGUCGACACUGGAAAGAAGAAGUAAAAGAGGAAGAAGAUGAUGAUGAACAGCCCGAAGAAAAAUUGCAAAUUAUAAAGGAUUCAAAAAAAAAAUCGCUUUCUGGAUCUCAAACUUCACAAGAAACCAUUUCACAGAUUCUCUCCUGGUGCGACUGCGUGGUGUCUGAUUGGGACCUAGUGUGUGUAAGGAGGCUAUGGUGAGGCGAUGUGCACAGGCUGGUGUGAGGAGAGAUGUACCAGCAGCAGCAGUGGAAGACAAUGGAGAGGUAAAGGAGUGGAUCUUCAUUCAUGGCUGUGCAUCUUGCUCUUGUUCUCGGCCCUGUGGGGGCCUGCAUCCCUCCAGUGCCCGGACAGCUGCCAUUGUGCCUGGGACACGGCCACAGUGCUCUGCUCAGAUGCCGGGCUGCGGGAGAUCCCAGAGGGGAUCCCACCGGAAACUGUCUCCCUUCACCUGGAACGCAACUACAUCCGGAACAUCCCAGAGAGUGCAUUCAGCGACCUGGUCCACCUGCGCGACCUGUACUUGUCCCACAACCGCAUCGACUCACUUGCCUCGGGGGCUCUACGACAUUUGGGCCCCGAGCUGCGCCUGCUGGACCUCUCAUACAACCAGCUGAGGCAGGCCACCCGGGACGAGUUUGGCUCCACUCGUGCAAAGACACGCCUCUACCACAACCCCUGGCACUGUGACUGCACCCUUCAGGAGCUGAUGGAGACUCUGAAUCUGGAGCCUGAGACAGUGAAUGGGAUCAUCUGUGAGAGCUCUGUGCGGGGGGUGGGUGAGGGGAGCAGGUGGGAGGACCCGGGGUCGCUGGGCGAGCAUGCAGGUCAACCGAUGGUCAAACUGUUGGAUUCUGGGGUGAAUUUCUGCAGCCUGCAGAGGAAAACCACUGAUGUAGCCAUGCUGGUGACGAUGUUUGUGUGGUUCUUUAUGGUCAUUGUUUAUGUAGUGUAUUAUGUGAGACAGAACCAAGCCGAGGCCCGAAGGCAUUUGGAGUACCUGAAGAGUUUGCCCAGCCCACGCAAGACUCCCACAGAGACAGACACUCUAAGCACUGGUUUUUGAACUCCUGCUCGGCUGUAAUUUAAAUGGAAUAAUAAUUCAAUUCCUCUGUAGAGCGACUGAUAAACUUCAAACUGCUGUGUGGGGUUACUGUGAGCUGACUGUGGAGGAUGCUGAUAAAGAGGAAAUGCACCUCAUGCAGCUGUGAUUACAACAUUUAUCACAACUGCCCCCCUUCUGUUUUCCUUGAUAUUUCUGUAGCGAUUGCAUUUUCCCAUUUCAACGAAACAUGAGAAGUGAGUGUUUCUGCCAUGUGCACUGAGAGGAAAGAGUGGAAAUAAUAAUGUACAGUAGAAGAUGAAAGGAUGAAAAAAUAAGAAUAGAAAAGGAAAGAAAACUUAUAACCUUCCCUCUCCCACUGUAAUCCCUCUUCUCCCACUGUGUCCCUCAUUGCAGUCUUUUAUUUUCCAUUAAGCUCUAAUUAAGCGUCAUUGACCAACUGACCCUUAGUGAAGACUUGAAAUGCACUAAUCAGCUGGAGUGUGUUUAUCAGGUCCAAAAGGACAACCCGCAAACUCAAACGUGUGACCUCAUCUAAUUGCUUGUUUAAUUUGUGCGUGUGUAUGUGUGCGCAUGUGGCGUUUUUGUGUAUUGUUGCUGCCAUUUUGACUUUGAAAGCACUGAUUUUGCACUGUGCUAUUUAAGCCUUUCCCAAUACACGGCCACUAAGCCAGUUGUUUUGGUGCCAGUGGAGAACUGUUGAUCUGAAUUUACUCGCAGGAAGCCAUUAGAGCUGAGGAUGAACUAUUGUCUUUCCAAACUGAAGCAUUCAGCUCUAAAAUAUUCGGACAGCUUUGUGUACAUACAGCUGUCACUGAUUGGUGAAGAGAAAAUUUCAAAUUCCAGAUUUAGAAGUGGAUCGUUGCAUUAAAAAAUUAGUUUAGUGUAACCAUUUAUUCAAAGGGAAGCUAGCUUUAAUUAACCUCUCGAGUCCUGCUUUUCAGUCCUCUCUUCACUGAUUGCUGUGUACAAAUUGUUCUGUCUCCCAUUUUCCACAUGAUGUGCAUCAUAAUUGAUUUUUUUUUUCAAGUCACAUUAAAAUGAAGGAAAACACUUUGAUAAUAAAUUGAAUUAUUUUUUCAGUCAGUAGAUAUAACGCCUGUAAAGAUUAAUGCCAUUCCUGAUGUGUAUACCGUAGGUGCACUGAACAUCCAGCUCAGCGUUCUGUGUAAAUGGAACAAAACCUGACUGGAUUAUAACAAGCCACAUUUUUUAAUUUCAUUUGAAUUCACUGUAAUCAUAUUUACUGUGGCAAUACUACAGAGCAUCAUUCUCUCUCUGAGGAGAGGGUAUAUCGUGUGGUUAAUGUAUGAGUACUUGUCCUUCUUCACUGUUAGAUUUGAUAAUCAGCAACAUUUAAUGUUGUCUCGUGUGUUCCACAAGACUUCAUAAAUUCAAUCUGAGGGGUCAUGAGUUUAUUGACUGAAUGUUAAAAUCAGAAACAACGAAUCUCUGCUACACAAAAUUAGGUUCACUGUUUCUUUAAUGUGUUUGUUCUUGUAGAUUUUUGUCUAACUUUCUAAGAUUUUAAAAAUGAAUUAAAGCAAGCAAAAAAUAAAACAAACAAAACAAAUUCUGAUAUUGGCUCACAGAUAAUUGGGACACAAAAGGAUGGAAACAACUGGUUUAAGAGGAUGUUUUUAAGCCAUGCUUGCAGCGUGGGUCUAAGGAAUUGUCAAAUGGAGAAACUAUUGGAUGGACUGGGAUGAAAUUUCUUACAGAUAUUAAUGUUGCCCCUGUGGGUGUACUGUAAUAACCUUUGUAAUACUGUAAUCUUUCAUCUAGCGCCAUCAUCAGGUCAAAAUGUGUCUUAAUAUAUUGUUUUAAAAUGAAAUACUUGCAAAAAUAAUUGACAUCAGCAAGUUCAGCCGCACAGUGAUGCCAGCAUGCCUGUAGACUUAUUCCUACUCAUAUUUGUCUUUAAUCUGUGGUGGAUUAAAGUGUACAGUCUAAUUGUUCAUUACCAUACCCCAUUUAACAAUUGGGUUGGAAAAGUGGUAAGAACUGAGGCAAAACCUAGACUAGGACAACUUUCUGUGUUUUGUAACGUGAUAGAUGUGGUGUGUGUGCUUUGUAAUUUACAGACUGUUGUGCUGUUCAGGAGGAAGACGUACUGUGAAUUAGGUCUAGAAUAAACUUAAAACCAUAUUGAUAUUGUUAUAACUGGUCCAUGUAAAAACUGGCUGGUAGACCCCAGGCUAAAAGAUCUGAAUAAGAACGUUGGAUAUUUGUUCUGUGAGUCUGUGGACAAACUUGUGUAGCACUGUCGGUGUAACUUUACAUAAUAUUUCCUGAAUGUUAUCUGUUUGUUACAAAUCAAACAUCUAAUAUCAAUGUGCCAGAGUUCAGUUUCCACCGUGAACGCAAUCUUUUACCCCCUUUUCACUCAUGAUGUGGAUAAUCAGAAACUCAAGAAUCAAGCAUGCCCUCUGUGUGUAGUUUUUUUUCUGUAGGUAUUUUCUUUAUUGGUGAUGUAUUUUUGUCCCAGUGAUUUGUUUUUUUUUCUUCUCCUGUUUGUAUGUCGAUAAUUCAAACAAGGAUAAAUCGAUCGAAAACCAUUACAUGAAAUAAUAAAUGAUCUACCAAGAGAUUUUAGGAAAGAAAAACAACAACAACAAAUAUAUAUAAAAAAAUAACAGAAACAUUGCUCUACUUUGUUCAUAGACAUGCUUCUACCUUUUAUUGCUACUGUAGGUUGAAAAAGAUGAAGAGAAGGAACAGAAGUACAGGAAGACAUUAUCAUUUCACAGAAUGAGCUGAUCAUGUUAGGCAGUGUUUCUUAUUUCUACUCUUCCAUGCAUCAAAACUAAAGGAAAUGAUUGAAAAACUAUUUUACAUAUAAAGUACAUCAUAAAGGACUUUCACCUCCUCCUUCUUCAACGUUUUCUUUGAUUUUUUCUUUUUCUUUUUUCACAAAUCACCAAACAAAAUCAAAAUGACCCCGCGUUCAUCCAUCAUCUCUCCACUGCCUUUUUUCUUGAAAUGUGAGGUGUUUCUCCCCCUGGAAAUAUAUCACCAUGAAAACACACAGUAGAAGCAGGGCACAUUGAAAUGUUUAAGUGUGACUUUUUAUAAGAAAUUUUCCUUGGGGAUGAGUCAAAACCGUCGCCCCAGAUAUUUCAACAUGGGGGAGAACAAAACAGGACAUAAAUAAAAAGCAACUUCAGCCUG
Larimichthys crocea (large yellow croaker) is the source of this 4539-nucleotide messenger RNA. RefSeq names its product leucine-rich repeat-containing protein 3. The transcript has 2 exons. The record is from RefSeq and is a predicted model, not a curated record. NCBI's taxonomy places the organism in Eukaryota, Metazoa, Chordata, Actinopteri, Sciaenidae. Gene Ontology annotation, molecular function: protein binding. Gene Ontology annotation, cellular component: plasma membrane. The coding region runs from base 511 to 1371 and encodes 286 amino acids.